This is a messenger RNA of Fonsecaea erecta, 1746 nucleotides long. RefSeq lists its product as hypothetical. The record is from RefSeq and is a predicted model, not a curated record. The transcript has 2 exons. Lineage: Eukaryota; Fungi; Ascomycota; Eurotiomycetes; Chaetothyriales; Herpotrichiellaceae. Bases 1 to 1746 code for a protein of 581 amino acids.
AUGGACGGCUACCUGCUGCCACCGCCACCGCCACCGCCAUCCCUGGAGCACGGUUGGCCACAUCAGGCUGAGAACAUGGCCUUGAUCUCUCUGCCUGACGUCCACGUGUGCAACGACUCUGGAAGUCUUGAAUUUGACCUUGGCACUACCGAUGCGUAUCCCACAGCUCCAUCCAUCGAACCACCGAACCCCAGGGUCGACGAGCAAGUCCAUUUGGAAGAUCUCACUUUUGAGCCAGACGAACCGCCCAGGCAGCCUCCAAAACCCUUGCGUUUGAGGAGGCCGAUUAUAUCAUCCACCGUCUGGGAGGGUCUGAAACCAGUCAUCCAAGAUCUGUAUAUUCGUCAACGGCUCAGUCUAGAUGAAGUGCGACAGAGAAUGAAGCUGCAGCAUGAUUUCGAUGCCACCGAGCAAAUGUACAAGAAACGACUACGAGAUUGGGGACUGCGCAAGAACUACACACAGACGCAGAAGCUAGAAGUCAUCCAAAAACUGCGUGAAGCACCAUCCGAGACCUGUGGCUACCCGCCGCUGCAGGUGAACGGCGAGCCUCUCAACGAACGUCGGUUAUGGCGCCCUGUCAUGCAAAAGCGAAAUCGUGUCGUCCUCGCUCUUCGAACUUCUCCAGACUCUAACAAAGAUUCGCGAAAGCGACUUCUGCAAUUCAGACGGACGUCCACGCCACAGCGCCUUCAGCUCCACCUGGGCCGUGAAACCCAGACUGUCGAGGCGUUACUGCGAUAUGCUCAUGUAUAUCAUUCGUGGUAUCCGGCACAGGACCAGAUCAGGGUCCAGUAUGGGUACACUAUGCGGCUCCGCGAAGCUUUCGACAAGCUUAGAGAGGCCGUACUAUUUCUUGUCAGAAACGAUUCCACCGCAUUUUGCCUCAUAAAUCGAAGCUGUUCUCACUUUCGUGCCCUGCUGCAGGCCCAACCAUUCCUAUUGCUGGCAGAACUUGUUACAGUGUUCACAGACUUCCAGCUUGGGCUUGCCGCCAGGGAACAUUGGAAAGUAUGGGAGGCGGUCCUGAAAUUUUUUGCCUCGUUAGCGAAAACAAUCCUGGGGAUGUUGCAUCCCAUUACCAACUUCGUGAUACUUUUCCAGAAGAGUGACCAGGAGCAUCUUCCUUCGUGCUCGAGACUGUAUGCAGAACUCCUUCUUGAUGAAGCGAAAACAGCCCGCGACGCAACGGCCUCCGCGAAAAUCAAACUCGCCGCAGUUGGCCUUUUAGAAGCGUCCGGGCAGUCUGACAAUGCAUUUCGCUUGUGUCGGCUUCUGUGGGAUGAUAUCCACCUCCCUGCUUCUACUCUGACUCAGUUACACACCGGAGUCAUAGGAAAGUUCGUCCGCUUGUCAAGAUAUCGAGGAGAUUACUUGGCGGCUGAGAAAUUACUCAUGCAGAUAUGCAACGGUAAUUUAGCCGUUGGAGAGCCACUUGAAAAAUUCAACAGGAUCUUUGCAUGUACGCAACUGGGAUGGGUGCAUUUUUGGAAAGGGGAACGGGCACAAAGCGAGAAGUACUUUCGACUGGCACUCGAGGAGACUCUGGAAAAUGAGGGCCGCUUCUCCCAGUCGGCCAUUCAGAGUAUCUUAUCUCAAUUAGAGACCGUCCUGUGGAUGUAUGGAAAAGAUGAGGCGCUCGCCCAACUCCGGGUUGAGUAUCAGUCCUUCUGGGCGCCGUUGGACGAUUGGCGGCUCGAUCGGGGUAGUCAAGGGUCGACAGGUUUGCUCAGAGGUCUUGGUUGA